This is a messenger RNA of Corythoichthys intestinalis (scribbled pipefish), 7245 nucleotides long. RefSeq names its product REX1, RNA exonuclease 1 homolog (gene rexo1). The record is from RefSeq and is a predicted model, not a curated record. Gene Ontology annotation, cellular component: nucleus. NCBI's taxonomy places the organism in Eukaryota, Metazoa, Chordata, Actinopteri, Syngnathiformes, Syngnathidae. The coding region runs from base 140 to 3784 and encodes 1214 amino acids. The transcript is spliced from 16 exons. Gene Ontology annotation, molecular function: exonuclease activity; nucleic acid binding.
GUGACGCGAGAUUUCAUUUACGCCAGCGGUCCAACAUGGCGACGUUGUUAUUGUCCUGGCACUCAUUUCAGCUUUGUUGUAUUGUCCACAUAUGAGCGAGUAGAGUUUGACGGGGGCAUGAGAGGAGUAUUUGGGGAUAAUGCUGCGAUCAACCGGCUUCUUCCGUGGGCUUGACUGUCCAUUUUACACGGAAUACACCGAGGGAAAAGGCAAUGGUUGCAACAGACCCUACUGUCACUUUAGGCACAGCCAGAAGAGACGACAGACAUACGGCGCUGCCAUCGAAACUAAGAAAGAACAAGGUUAUGACCCUUUCAAACCUGAAGUAGUGAGACCUCAAGAGCAUCAGAAUGGAACAUUGCCUCCAUCAGGAGACAUCACCGGUGCUCUGGAGAUUGUCAACAGGGCCAUCGAGGAGGUCCGCAAUGAAGUGGAGAGGGAGAAGAAAAAGCUGUCUCGGAUCGGAGACGAACCGUAUGGUGCCAAUGGAAGAACAGUUGCGUCUUCCUCAGACUGUUUUCAAGGUCAAGCACCUGCUACACACUUGGCAUACGAUCCUGGCAGUUACCAAAUGACGUCAGGGGGGUAUAACCCCACCCCUGGUUUCAGCAAGUAUACACUGGAUUCGGACAGUCGGGGUAGCAAUAACAACUGCAUGGAGUAUGUUCCCACUUCAUUAAAAAGGAAUCCAUGUCGAACACAAACUCACCAAGUCCCAUCUUCUCCAAUUCCAAAAUACUCAACCAGCACAUCUUUAUCAACGUGUAAAUACACUGUAGAUACUUCGAGACCAUCUACAGACAUGGAAUAUGAUCCGCUCUCCAACUACUCUGCAGGAAUUGCGGUAAAGCGCAAGAGAGAUGACACCAUGUGUGAUAUUAAUGUUGAAGCCAAAAAGACUCAAAGACUUCCCAUGGUAGAUGACGCAGCUGUACCGUCUGGGAGAAAAUCACAGCAAGAAUGUGUGGAGACAAACAAGUACACAUUCUCUGACUCUGGUGGGGAAAGCUCUGGAACUGAGUACAGACCAACUUCACUUAGUAGUCUGCAGCAGAGAAAAGCCAACAGUAUGAUAAAAGUUGCGGACAGUGUGGAGGAGAGUAAAGGCAGAUCAAAGGGUGCCUUACAGACACUGACACAGAAGAAUAAAGAGGACUCGAAGACGCAAAAACCUCUACAGCAAAAGGUUGGCCCAGAGAAAAAGAAGGUAAGAAUUGAGAAGCCCGAGAAAGCAAAAGAAGGCCAAAAAUCUCUGACCAAAAAAAGUAGCAAAGAUAAGGGCAGCGAUUCAAUGAAGAAGUCUCAGCAUGACGGUACAAAAAAGGAAAACAAGAGUCAUGGGAAGACCAGUGAUAAAAAGAACAUUGUUAAAGUCAAGACUGACGAUAAAGUCAGUAAAGAGCACAAAAAAGAUGAAAAGAUUAUUUUAAAAACAAAGUGUACCAGGAAACAAGAUAAGGACAGAGAGAACUGCGCGGGGGAAAACAGGAGUUCCAAGACUUCGGACAAGAAACAAAGCAAGAAGGAGGGGAAACACAAAAACGGUCAAUUGGAUAGUAGUAAAAGUAGUAAAAGAGAAAAGGAUAGAAAGAAACUCAACAAAAGUAACUCCCCAAGCGCUACCGCUAAGAGUAAAGCUAGUUCCGCAAUCAGCAAAAGUAAAUCAAAACACAACAUUGGCUCUAAACAUGUGAAAAGCGUGGAGCAGAAACAAAGAAGUUUGAGUCAUGCCGAUCUUUUUGGGGAUGACAGCGCUGACGAGGCAGAACCAAUUAUGAUCGAUGACAGCAGUGAUGAGCCGGAAGAAGUGCUCGUGAGGAAAUCGGCUGACGCUUUGAAGAGGGGACAAAUUAAUAAGAGGAAAGCUUCUGAGUUGACUCUGUCUUCCUCUGAGGAAGACAAUGACAGAGCUGUGGAUGGGCUAGAUAAAGAUCCUGCGAUUGACCUGUCAAUGUUCCAGGAUGACUUGGAUUUUGACACAGAUCCCAUGGAGGAGUGUUUGCGGAUAUUCAACGAAUCCACUGAUGUCAAGAAGGAAGACAGAGGAAGGCAAGCUAAGGAGCCCUCCAGAGAUUUAGAGGAGGACAACGAGAGCACUUUAACUACUCUCUUCCCUGGUCAGAAGAAGAGAGUGUCACACUUUGUUUCCAAAGGAAAUAACGAUGCACCUUCCAAGAAUGUGGUCCGGCCGUACAGGAGACCCACAGCGCAGGAGAUUUGCUAUCAGCGCAUGCAGAUGGCGCAGCAACAAGCUGCUCAGCUCUCUGCUUCAGUCAAACCACCCGCACAGAGCACACCCAGCCCCAGCUUUUCAGGAGAGAAGAAGAGAAUUGCACACCGUCCCAACCCGUUGACAGUAUUCCAAAAGACAAGUUCUUCAGAUGCUAAACCAGCCAGUGGCGUGCCUGUUAAGACCCAAACCACAGCUGGGAUCUUGUCAAAGACCACGUCCACUGUUGCACAAAAACGGGUGGCUCACACACCCACCAUGAAGAGUUCUUCGAUGAAGCGUCCCAUCAUUCCCAUUGAAUUUGGGGCCAAAAUUCCAACCAUUAUUCGCCAGCGCUACCUCAACAUUUUCAUAGACGAGUGCUGCAAAUUUUGCCCAUCAGAGGAAGUUGCCUUCCAGAUGGGCCUUGACGAGGAGAAGCUGGUGUAUGAGCGCAGUAACACUAAGAAAAUCUAUCUCAAUGUUGCUGUCAACACAUUGAAGAAGCUCCGCAACAAGAGCAGCUCGUGCCCUUCAGUUAUCAAGGAUGCAAGUUUACCACCUUCCCGGAAGCCACAGUCCCAUCAGGACGUUCUGGGAGGCCGUCUUGCAGCAACAACUAGUUUCACUGUCAACAGGAUGGGAAAACAGCAGGAAGAAAAUCUCAAAGGAGCUUCACUUUACAGGAAGCUGAAGGCUUACCUGAUGACAGAGGACCAGCUGCAGGAGCAUGGGUACCCGCGAAUAAGCCCAAACAGUGUUGGAAAGGCUGUUCUAUACAACCUCCCAGAGAAAAAGGUCAUCAUGGACCCAUUCAUCAAGAUAUGCUGCAGAUGUGGUGCCGAGUAUAAAGUUAACGUCAAGGGUAGCUGCCUACGCAAAGAAGAAUGUGCUUUUCACUGGGGGCGUGUGCGCAGGCAGAAAGUGGCUGGAGGAUGGGAGACCAUGUAUAGUUGCUGCUCUGGUGCUGUGGGCUCUUCAGGCUGCCAAACAGCACAGCAACAUGUUCAAGAUGGGCGUACAGAGUCAUUAGACGGCUAUGUGACAACUUUCAGCAAAGGUCUCCCACCUGAUGGCAAUGGUGGAGUGUUUGCUUUGGAUUGUGAGAUGUGUUACACCAAGCAAGGGCUGGAGCUGACAAGAAUAACAGUCAUAAACUCAGAGCUACAGGUCAUCUACGACACGUUUGUCAAACCAGACAGCAAAGUGGUUGACUAUAACACACGAUUUUCUGGUGUGACACCAGAAGACUUGAAUGGCACCACUAUCACCUUGAGAGAUGUUCAGGCUGUGCUGCUCAGUAUGUUCAGCGCUGAGUCAAUCCUGGUGGGUCACAGCCUCGAGAGUGACCUCCUGGCUCUCAAGCUCAUUCACAGUUCGGUGGUAGACACUGCCAUUGUGUUCCCUCACCGACUUGGUUUCCCCUACAAACGUGCCUUGAGGAACCUGAUGGCCGACUACCUGAAACGCAUCAUCCAGGACAGUGUUGAUGGCCAUGACUCAAGUGAAGAUGCUACCGCCUGUAUGGAACUGAUGAUAUGGAAGCUAAAAGAGGAUGCAAAAGUCAAAAGAUGACCUCACGCCACCCUUUCAGACCUUGCCUAGGGAGGACAUUUAAAGUUGGGAUGGUUCAGCCCAGUUUUGAGCACAUACAGGCCAGAAGCAUCUAUUUUUGUGGCUUAUUGCACAUUUCGAAAAUAGAAGCCCUAUUUAUCAGUGUUACUUGUAUUGGAUAAACCAAUCCUGCAUUGCACUAUGAGAGGAAAGCUCUUGAAGUGUCUUGAGUGCGAGUUGUUUAUCUGUUUAAACAUGCAUUUAUUUCCCAGGUUUAGAAGGAAGUCAAUUGUUCCUGGUUAUAUACAUGAGAGCAUUCGUCUGUUGGAACAUUAAUAUGGAAAUGCACUUGCUAUUUCCCCCCACAAUGGGCCCAUGUUCUCGUUGUAGAUGGCUAAUUGUUUCAUUUUUAGCUAUCAAAAACAUUGAGAUUUUUUGACCAUUUUAAGGAAACACGUUGUGUUUGCUCCAAACUAAUAUAUUUACAGCAUAUCACUGUGCUUUUCAGUACCAUCUCUGCCAUGUGCUCUGCAUGGAACAGAAAGUCAGGAAAUACAAAUUUAGAAGUUUAUCAUCAGCCUGCACUAUUGAAUUGAGUAUGAGGUACCCUGUUCUUUUUAUAACAACCACAUGGAAUGUUGUAAAUAGCCGCUACGUUUUCUUUUGUAUUGUUGGUUGUUUAUCUUUUCUAUUAAAAGGGUAUUACCAGUGGUUCCUAUUUUAUUUUUUCACGGGGGUGACCAAAUGGGGACAUUUAACUUGUGUGGCACACUAAAUACUAAAAGCAAAAAUUUCAGAAUAUCAUUAUGCUGUUGUAAUCAACCGCUUAGUGGAAAUCUGUCAGAAAUACUUGAGGAAAUGUCUGUAUAUACUUUGGUUAACUGUGUUGUAUUUAAUGUUACCAAAAAUCAAAUGUAGUACAGGCUAAAAAAGGUACUGUUAAAAUAUUUUGAGUUUCACAACAUUUGUGUAAUGAAUCUAUUAAGCACAAGGUGUACAGUGGGUGCUCUUUAUAUUUUAUCAUUAUACAUUUAAAUACAGCUUUACUUAUACAGUGCCGGCCAAAAGUACUGGCACCCCUGCAAUUCUGUCAGAUAAUGCUCAAUUUCUCCCAGAAAAAUGAUUGCAAUUAUUUUGCUUGCAAUGAAAAAACACAAAAGAGAAUGGGGAAAAAAUUAAUCAUUAUCAUUUUACACAAAAAUGGUCCGGACAAAAGUCAUGGCAACCUCAGCCUAAUACUUGGUAGCUCAACCUUUAGACAAGUUAACUGCGGACAAUCACUUCUGGUAUCCAUCAAUGAGUUUCUUAAAAUGCUCUGCUGGAAUUGUCGACCAUUCUUCUUUGGUCAACUGCUCCAGGUCUCUGAGAUUUGAAGGGUGCCUUCUCCACACUGCCAUUUUCAGAUAUCUCCACAGCCAGGUGUUCUAUGGGAUUUAGGUCUGGACUCAUUGUUGGCCACUUUAGAAGUCUCCAGUGCUUUCUCUGAAACAGUUUUCUAGUGCUUUUUGAAGUGUGUUAUUGGUCAUUGUCCUGCUGGAAGACCUAUGACCUCUGAGGGCUUUCUCACACUGGGCCCUACAUUAUUCUGCAAAAUUUGUUGGUAGUCUUCAGACUUCAUUAUACUAUGCACACAGUCAAGCAGUCCAGCGCCAGAGGUAGCAAAGCAACCCCAAAACAUCAGGGAACCUCCGCCAUGUUUGACUGUGGGGACCUUGUUCUUUUCUUUGAAGGCCUCAUUUUUUUCCUGUAAACUCUUAUGUUGAUGCCUUUUCCCAAAAAGCUCUACUUUUGUCUCAUCUGACCAGAGAAAAUUCUUCCAAAACACCUUUGGCUUUCUCAGGUAAGUUAUGGCAAAUUCCAGCCUGGCUUUUUUAUGUCUCUGGAUCAGAAGUGAAGUCUUCUUUGGUAUCCUACCAUACAGUAGAGUCCCUUUUCAUUCAGAUGCCGAUGAAUAGUACGGGUUGACACAGUUGUAUCCUUGGAUUGCAGGACAGCUUGAACUUGUUUGGCUGUUAGUCGAGGGUCUUUAUCCACCAUCCGCACAAUCUUUUGUUGAAAUCUCUCGUCAAACCCUUUUCCGUCCACACCUAAGGAGGUUAGCCACAGUGCCAUGGGCUUUACACUUACUGAUGUGAUGACUCUCCGCACGGUAGACACAGGAACAUUCAGGACUUUGAAGAUGGACUUGUAGCCUUGAGAUUGCCCUUGCUUCCUUACAAUUUUGCUUCUCAAGUCCUCAAACAGUUCUUUGGUCUUCUUUCUUUUCUCCAUGCUCAAUGUGGUACACACAAGGUCACAGGACAGAGGCUUAGUCAACUUUAAUCCAUUUUAGCUGACUGCAAGUGUGAUCCAGUUAUUGCCACCACCUGUUAUGUGCCACAGGUAAGUAACAGGAGCUGUGAAUUACACAAAUUAAAGAAGCAUCACAUGAUUUUUCAAAGGGUGCUAAUACUGUUGUCCGGCCCAUUUUGUAAGUUUUGUGUAUAAUGAUAAUGAUUUAAUUUAUUCCCCAUUCGCUUAUGUUUUUUCAUUGCAAGCCAAAUAAAUGAAGCUAUCACUACCAAAAGAGUUGUAAUUGCAAUCAUUUUCUGGGAGAAAUUUAUCAUUAUCUGACAGAAUGGCAGGGGUGCCAAUACUUUUGGCCAGCACUGUAUACUGCAUGCAUGAUAAAGCUCAGUUGAGAACCAGGAAAAUUUAGACUGGAGACUGCUUGCUGCUCCUAAUAUUCCUGAUAUUUGAUUUGUCUCCAAUGGGUUGACAGCGCCUUGCAUGGCAGCAGCUCCAUUGGUGUGUGAAUGUGUGUGUGAAUGGGUAAAUGUGUGCUAAUGUAAAGCGCUUUGGGCAUGGUAACCAUGCAGAUAAAUGCACUAUAUAAGUACAGUCCAUUUACCAUUUGCCAUAUCAGUGGUUGUGAAGAAACAACGAAGACGGGAGGUAAUGAGGCACAUUGUGACAUUAACAAUGUCACCAAUUCUGCAUCCUGUCAUUUGCUGUAUAAUGUUACAGUCAUCCCUCACUACUUCACGCUUCAAACUUCACACACUCAGUCCAUCGCAGAUUUCUUUCCCCAAUUUAUUUUAUUUAUUUAUUUUUUAAAAAUACAGAUAAGCUGUCCCGAGCCGAUCGCUUCUUCUCACUCUCGCUCCCGCAAACAGUUUGCUAAGGACAUGUCAACAAAUCACAUGGAUUACUGGAACAUUGUCCUAUGGUCCGAUUAGACGGACGGGCUUUCUUGUGUGCCAUCUUCAAAAGAGGCUUCCUCCUAGGGUGACAGCCAUGCACACCAAUUUGAUGUUGAGUGCGGCGUAUGGUCUGAGCACUAACCGGCUGACCUCCACCUCUUCAAUCUCUGCAGCAAUGCUGACAGCACUCCUGUAACGAGUCAUAUGACAUUUUGGAGGGAAAAUGACAAGCAGUACGCAAUUUGGACAUUUAGGGAUGCACAUUUUCCAAAGGGGUGUACUCACAUUUGUCACCAGGGG